This is a messenger RNA of Penicillium antarcticum, 453 nucleotides long. RefSeq lists its product as uncharacterized. Bases 1 to 453 code for a protein of 150 amino acids. NCBI's taxonomy places the organism in Eukaryota, Fungi, Ascomycota, Eurotiomycetes, Eurotiales, Aspergillaceae. The record is from RefSeq and is a predicted model, not a curated record. The transcript has a single exon.
AUGUCUUUAGCUAGCCCGACAGGAGGGUUUAUUGUCACUGUUCGUCGGGCAGAGGAUGACUGCGACAAGCCCUGUAUCUUCCGCUGGAGCGACCUGUGUGAUGGAUGGGGUCCCUCUGGCUUCGUAAUCUUUCAGCACACGCCAGAUGGUCUAAAAAGGGUCGAAGUAACGCCUAAGCGGCCACCUCCUCAGACUCUCAAGAUCACAGGAUAUGAAGUUGAGACAGAAGAACUUCUUCCUGGACAAACUCUCCGAAGAAAUAUAGGCGCCCCGGAUCCCUUUUUGAAUCACAUGGUGGCUGGUGAGAGAUAUAAGCUAGUCUGGCUUGGGGCUGAAUAUGCCUUGUGGGCCUGGGGCACCUUGCGCGAGCAUUGGGAGCAAGAAAUUGGGGUUACCUCCGGGCUACCCCUUGUUGUCAUCCCGGGGGAGCUUCCUGUUCUUUUCUCUGCGUAG